AUGGCAAACCGUGAGGUGGACCAAGCCUACGCCGGAAUCAACCACAAGCAAACCGCCAUCGUUAUCGAAAACCAGGCCGCGGGGCUUGGUGAAGCCAUUGGCGACCAGACGGAACGCCCAGCCGUCUGCCACGGCGGGCGUGGGAUAGCCAAAGGUCAGAGUAUUGGCGCAGUCAGCAGCGAGGACCACGCUGGGCAGUCCUGCCAGGGCAAGGAAUGGCAAUGUGCGCUUCACCAUGGCGUAAGAUGGGCUGGCACAGGUUGGAGAGGAAUUGAGAUCCGAGGGAUGGGAAUAUAUGCAAGGGGCAAAAUGAUUCAUGAUUGCUCAUGA
Messenger RNA from Clonostachys solani, 330 nucleotides. The record is from the annotation of a GenBank genome assembly. NCBI's taxonomy places the organism in Eukaryota, Fungi, Ascomycota, Sordariomycetes, Hypocreales, Bionectriaceae.